AUUUAAUUUCACCUCGAGUUUUGUAGAAAAUUAAAGCUCCUCUCUCUCUCUCUCUCUCUAUGUGCUGCUUUACCUUUUGUACCUAAACAUCACACACAAACAUACACUCUUGUUACUCGUUUCCCUUCUCCUCCUCUCUUCCCAGAAGCUGCCACUGAUAGAUAGAUAGAGAUAGAGAGAAGCCAUGGCGGGAGGUGGAGCUCCAGCACCGAAAGCAGACGAACCUCAACCACAUCCUCCUAAAGAUCAGCUUCCAAACAUCUCCUACUGCAUCACAAGCCCUCCUCCUUGGCCUGAAGCUAUUCUUCUUGGGUUUCAACAUUACCUUGUCAUGCUCGGUACAACAGUCCUCAUUCCUACUGCUCUUGUUCCCCAGAUGGGUGGUGGAUAUGAAGAGAAGGCAAAGGUGGUCCAGACCAUUCUCUUUGUUGCCGGCAUCAACACCUUGCUCCAAACAACUUUUGGGACUAGAUUGCCUGCUGUAAUCGGAGCGUCUUACACGUUUGUGCCAACCACAAUAUCCAUCAUCCUCUCGGGAAGAUUCAGUGAUACCUCCAACCCUAUAGAUCGCUUUGAGAGGAUUAUGAGAGCAACUCAAGGCGCCUUGAUCGUUGCUUCAACUCUACAGAUGAUUCUUGGUUUCAGUGGUCUCUGGCGUAAUGUUGUUAGGUUCUUAAGUCCUAUCUCAGCUGUUCCACUGGUGGGUCUAGUUGGGUUUGGUCUAUACGAGUUUGGCUUCCCAGGGGUUGCAAAGUGCAUAGAGAUUGGACUGCCUGAGCUUCUUAUUCUAGUAUUUGUUUCGCAGUACUUGCCUCAUGUGCUAAAAUCAGGGAAAAAUGUGUUUGACCGGUUUGCUGUAAUAUUCGCUGUGGUGAUUGUGUGGAUCUAUGCUCACCUUCUUACAGUUGGUGGGGCUUACAACGGUGCUGCACCAACUACACAGACAAGUUGCAGAACUGAUCGUGCUGGCAUCAUAGGUGCUGCUCCAUGGAUAAGAGUUCCAUGGCCAUUCCAGUGGGGUGCACCUUCAUUUGAUGCUGGAGAAGCUUUUGCAAUGAUGAUGGCUUCUUUUGUUGCUCUAGUUGAGUCAACUGGUGGGUUCAUAGCUGUCUCAAGAUAUGCAAGUGCAACAAUGAUGCCACCUUCUAUUCUCAGCCGUGGUAUUGGCUGGCAGGGAGUGGCUAUUCUGAUAUCAGGGCUGUUCGGUACUGGUGCUGGUUCUUCUGUCUCUAUAGAAAAUGCUGGACUGUUAGCGUUGACUAGAGUUGGUAGUAGAAGGGUUGUUCAGAUAGCUGCAGGCUUCAUGAUCUUCUUCUCUAUUCUCGGAAAAUUUGGAGCUGUGUUUGCGUCAAUCCCUGCACCUAUAAUCGCUGCUUUGUACUGUCUCUUCUUUGCAUACGUAGGAGCUGGAGGUCUGAGUUUUCUUCAGUUCUGCAACUUAAACAGCUUCAGGACCAAGUUCAUCUUAGGCUUCUCUGUCUUCCUCGGCUUGUCUAUCCCUCAGUACUUCAACGAGUACACUGCAAUCAAAGGCUAUGGUCCUGUCCACACAGGCGCUCGUUGGUUCAAUGAUAUGGUGAAUGUCCCGUUCUCCUCGGAACCUUUUGUUGCUGGUGUGGUGGCUUUCUUCUUGGACAACACAUUGCACAAGAAAGAUUCGUCGAUAAGGAAAGACAGAGGGAAGCAUUGGUGGGAUAAGUUUAGAUCUUUCAAAGGUGACACAAGAAGCGAAGAGUUCUACUCUCUUCCUUUCAAUCUCAACAAGUACUUCCCUUCUGUCUAGAAACGGAAGAGAGAGAGAGAUGAGCAAAGAGUUUACUCAGAGUUUCACCAUUGUUGCCUCUGAGUUCUUUUGUUCUGUUCCUUUCACAACUUUGGAAACUUCUAAAAAGUAUCUUGCAUUCUAUAGUCUUAUUUACAAAAUUAAUGAUCAUGGACCUUAAAGAGCAUUGUUGUUUACUCUUUCUAAUGCUUUUGACUCUGUAAAUCCAAUGGUACACAACUUUGUGAUUUUUGAUUAGUUUCUUAGUCUUUAGUUUGGUUUUCCCCUGA
Messenger RNA from Raphanus sativus (radish), 2052 nucleotides. RefSeq names its product nucleobase-ascorbate transporter 6. The transcript has 13 exons. Gene Ontology annotation, cellular component: plasmodesma; membrane. Gene Ontology annotation, molecular function: transmembrane transporter activity. NCBI's taxonomy places the organism in Eukaryota, Viridiplantae, Streptophyta, Magnoliopsida, Brassicales, Brassicaceae. The record is from RefSeq and is a predicted model, not a curated record. Gene Ontology annotation, biological process: transmembrane transport. The coding region runs from base 185 to 1783 and encodes 532 amino acids.